This is a messenger RNA of Alosa sapidissima (American shad), 2454 nucleotides long. RefSeq lists its product as uncharacterized. The transcript has 15 exons. NCBI's taxonomy places the organism in Eukaryota, Metazoa, Chordata, Actinopteri, Clupeiformes, Clupeidae. The record is from RefSeq and is a predicted model, not a curated record. Bases 30 to 1601 code for a protein of 523 amino acids.
UAGUCAGGGAGCAGAGUUGAUGAUUGCACAUGCAUGACUCUUUUAUGUCUCCUCCUUUUAAGGCUUGUUCUUGUUCUCUGAGGCCCAUGGAUUUCCAAAACCAGCUGUCGGUAUCGUCUUCAGUCAUUUUGCCAACAGACACAGUCCAUCUGUGCUGUUCAGUCCCUCGGCCUGCAGUAUCUCAGUGCUAUUUCUCUGUUGGAAAACACCAUGUACAGCCUGCACAAUCAUGUCAGCUGUCUCCCACAGGGGAACAGAUGAAAGCUUGGGGAGAUAUAAACCCUCCUUCAGAGCUUCAUGUGAAAUGUUACUACACUGUGAAAACCAGUCUUGGUGUUGAAAGUCCCUCUGAUCACUCUUCUUCUGUUUUAGUGUCUGUGCUGGGUAAUUUGCAGAAACCCAUUGUAAGCAUUCAGCAUGACUUAGCACAUAUACAGUUCCACAUUGUUUGUGAAAUACCCAAUCAGUCCUGGAAUGUCACCAGCUGUCAACUUUAUACUGGACAUGAAGAGGAAUUCUACUUAAAAGUUGAAAAAAAGAAAAAUUGCCAUUUUUAUGUGGAGGAGAAUGAUUUAUUCAGACGUCUGCAGUCAGUGAGAAGCAGAGGGGUGAGCUGUGAUUAUACAGUGAACACAGAACCUCCGUCACUCUCUCCACGCAGUGAUGAUUACACCAUUCAACGAUUCCAGACUACAAAUACUCCUGUGACAUCAUCAGGAGCUGGAAACCAGCCCCAGACCACCAACGUUCCUAUAAGAUCAUCAGAAACGGGACUCAUCAAUGUGAAGACAAAUCAUUCAACACCUUUUCCUGAGACAACCUCAACAUCCUCAUUUUCUGGUUUAAGGUCUCAGUCAACGCAUGUGACGCUCAAAGAUGCCACAACACUUGAUCACACAGGUAAAACCCUUAAUGCCACAGAUGCUUCAGCUACAGCUAGAACACUGAGCAUCGGAAUGUUGCUGAUCAUCAUAGCGGUGACGUCUUGCAUUCUCCUGACUGGCCUGUUCGCAGUCUGUUUCAAAUGGAAAUGCCCCUUGGAGGGCCCAGAUGAACCUGUUAGCAAAUUUGAAUUUGAUCUGCACAACCUUAAUUCAGAUAUGCUGCCUGAUGUCAACCAGGUUACAUGCUUCUGGUUUAAAAGAAAGAUACUGUACAGCAUCAUUCUAUACAUACCUGAUACACAUUGUUUUCUCUUUCAGAAAAACAUAAACACCAAAAGAACAGGUACUCCAGCCAGGACCAGACAGAGUAAGAUCAUAUAUGUGUUCACACCCACUAUUAUGUAUGUAUCAGGAGGAAUAUGCCAAUUUACUUUUUUUUGUGCUUCAGAUAAUCCCUCAGACAUUGUGAUGGCAUGCAAUACAGUUAGAACUGUUAAUGAUACAGCUGGAACCUACACCAUGAUCACCUCAAUACCCCUGACCGUAGCUCCAGAUGUUCAUAAAAAGACAGAUGUAUUCUCUGGACAGGAUGAUUCUCAUGUCUACAGCUCUAUAUCUGACAUACCAAGUGUCUCCAACCAAAGGGACCAGACGUACAGCUUGUUGCAGGACCACAAGAGUCCUGCAGUUACACAGCAGGACAUGACCGAGGCCUAGUCUGCUGCAGAUACACUGAUACAGCUGCAUACGUACAGUAUGUUAUGUAAUGGAUAGGGUAUUGUCCACUUGUCAUUAUUGGAAUAUAAUAUAUUUCUAAAACGGAUAGUUCUGUUUUUUGAUUAUGAUUGCCUGAAUUGCGUUCAAAGCCGUUGUAAAAUCCAGCACAAACAUACACCUUGACCACAUUUCGUUCUAUAUUUAUGCACUACCAUUACUUGAUACAACCACUCAGAUAGAGGAAAUAUUUUAUUAUUUGAAGAUUUUAUUUUAUGAAAUCUUAGCUGUUCUAAAAUCAGUGUAACCUAUGGCUUAUUGCUUAAAUACCUGUCUUGCUUCGUCCUGAAGAGACUUAUUUUCUGAUAAUGACCAGUGGACAAUACAUUAUCCUGCUUAUGCCUCCUUGCAAAAAUGAGAAAAGAACCUUCACACAUUUUAACACAUCAUUUGGUUACUGUAUCGUAGCUUCCACCGAGGAACAGAUUAAAAACAAACAAGUUCGUCACACAAUAGAGCUUGAAAGUUGCUGAUGUUGUUACAUAUUGCUUGCUGACUGCCCCUUUCAACGAAGCUCACAAUAAGUGAACGAACUACGCUCAAAAUGAUAUGAAAGACUUGAAUCAGAAGCACAAAACCCGUUGCCAUUGGCAGCAGUCAUUUCUUUUUUGCAGCUUCAUAAUACAGAAUUAUCGAACCCCCAAACGUUGGGAAGGUUCAUAUUAAUAGAACCUUCUGCAGCAUUUUGAAGAGCCAUAUAAUAAGGAAAUGAUGAAAGUUAAGCUAAUUAUUGAAUAUUUUAAAAUGAAUAUGAUUUCUUUAGUUACUUACACCUGUAAUUAUACUUAAAAAGCUU